Molecule: messenger RNA, 2101 nt
Organism: Hyaloscypha bicolor E
Lineage: Eukaryota; Fungi; Ascomycota; Leotiomycetes; Helotiales; Hyaloscyphaceae
Product: HET-domain-containing protein
Exons: 1
Coding region: 33-2087 (684 amino acids)
Source: RefSeq, a predicted model, not a curated record
GGCCUAACAAGUGAAAUCAUUCUCAAGACAAGAUGAACGACUUCGUAUAUAAACCUUUAAUCACCGGAGACAUCAGACUCAUCAAGUUAUUGCCAGGAUCAGGAAACGACACGCUCAAGCUCUUGAUUUCUCAUCAUCCCUUUCCAGCCACGUUGAGACCGGAGUAUGAAGCGUUGUCAUAUGUUUGGGGAACCUUCGAAAAUGUUGGUAGCGUGGGAAUACGACAAGAGUCCAGGGAUGAGAGCAAGAUCGACCAUCAUCAAUCGCACGAAAUGACUGUCACACAAAACCUCGAAGUUGCUCUACGGAAUCUUCGUCUUCCAAGGGAAACACGCCAGCUAUGGGUUGACGCACUUUGCAUCAAUCAGAAAGACAAAGGCGAGAAAGGCGUCGAAGUCGCUCGAAUGGGCCUCAUAUACCGCCAUGCAAAAUCUGUGAUAAUUUGGUUAGGUCCCGAAGCGGAUGAAAGCGACCUUGCAAUUCAAAGACUGGGGUUGAUUGCGCGAGAUAUAAAGGAGCAAGAGGAUGCUCUAGACGCACCUCAGAAUCUGAGGCUCCAGUGGAGUUCUGGUCUACCUGGUCCGGACACCUACUUGAUUCAGGAGAGCGCGAAUCUGCAGCAGCAAUUGGCGGCAGAUUGGACGGCUAUAACCCGCCUUACUGAGAGGACCUGGUUCACGAGGCUAUGGGUCUAUCAAGAGACGCAUCUGGCGACCCGAGCCGAGGUUGUUGUUGGUAGUGCCCGACUCUCUUGGAAAGCCUUCUACCGCGCGAUAGCUUGGAUUCGUUCUGUUGUUGACAACCAGCCGCAGAGUAUCAUCACAAACACCUUCAAUCAUAUGGCUCUAGCGAAUUUGGUUGACACGUGGAGAAAACCGGGCAGACAUUGGUCGUUAUUGGGAAUCCUUAUGAGUACAAGGAGUCUGAAUUGUUUUGAACCGAGAGAUCGAUUUUUUGCCAUCUUGAGCUUUCUAGAUAAGUCGAGUUUGAAUCUUGAUUUGAGGCCGGACUAUUUGUCUCCAGUUGAGGAUGUGUGUCGAGCAUGGACGCUGUUGAGUAUCAGCACAGGGAAUUUAGAUAUCCUGCAACUUUGCUCUGCGGAAUCUACGGAUGCUCCUUCUUGGGUUGUCAAUCCUAUUUCUAUCAAGGGUCUGCCGGAAUUCAUGCAUGUGUAUUAUGAUGCUGCUAGCCUUUCCCGCCACGAGACAGUUCCACGAGGCGAAGACCACUGGAAAGAUACUGAAGAGACUGCAGUUCUUCACAUCCAAGGCAUCUUUAUUGGAAACAUCGCUCACGCUACAUCUCGGUGUCCUUUGAAUGCCAGCAAAGAGGCGAUACGCCUCGUCUGUUUGAGGUGGCAGGAUCAAAUGUCUGCUUGGAGGGACUCCCCCUCUGAAAUUAAGAUGGAAGACUUCGCAGUCACUCUAGUAGCCGAGCUAUUUCAUGGCAGAUCUCCACGUUGUCUUCCAGCUGGAAUGGACCCUACAGAAUUCUGUCGAAUAUCCCUCGAGAAAUUCCUAGCUAGCACGCAAAAUCUCGAUACUUUAUCCGCUGAUUACUUCAAUAAACUGAGAGCAACUAUAGAAGGACGUUCCUUCUUCAUCGACAAGAACGGUCGCAUGGGAAUAUGUCCAGCAUCGGUACUUCCCGGCGACAAGAUCGUUGUGGCGCUGGGAAAAAGCAAGCCCCUAAUCCUUCGAGAAGUGUUACCCGAAAAGCGAUACCAUCGACUGGUUGGCGGCCAGUGUUUUGUACGAGGAUAUAUGAAUGGUGAAGCACUACUGGGGCAAUUACCCAAUGGGUGGAGCUUUCAAUGGGAUGAUAAAACUGGUGUGAAAACAUACUUUCGACAAGAUUCACGUGCUCAACAGGAAGAUCCGCGACCAGGCCCGUUGCCGGAGGGUUAUGAGUUUGUGUAUAGCAGUGGAGGAAAAAUGGAUUCGUUGGAAUAUAAUGAGUAUGGGAAUAUGAAGAGGAGAUAUUUUCUGAAUCAGAAAACUUCCGAGGAGAGUGUGUUUGAUCCGAGGAUGACGGCUGAAGCAUUGAGAAGCAGGGGAACUGUAAUUGAAGACAUUUAUCUUACUUGAAUUUAACUCUCGAA